AUGGAAGCUAUAGUAAAGAACGCUAUACAGCAAUUUUGUGAAGAAAAUAACAUCUUGCAGGAUUUUCAACAUGGCUUCCGGAGAGGACGUUCCUGCCUCUCAAAUCUGCUAGCUUGUCUGGAGAUCUGGACCAGGGCUCUAGAAGAGGGUUUUGAGGUCGAUGUCGUAUACAUCGAUUUCCGCAAAGCUUUUGACACUGUCCCACACCAACGUCUUCUUCACAAAUUGAGCGACAUCGGCAUCCAGGGAGAUCUUCUGAACUGGAUUAGGGCGUUUCUGGUUGGUCGGAAACAACGUGUCUGUAUCGGGGAUGACAUGUCAGAAUGGGUGAAUGUGACCAGUUGUGUGCCGCAAGGCUCAGUUCUGGGACCAUUGCUCUUCAUCCUUUACGUUAACGACAGCCUUCAGGAAAUCGACUGCGGCAAAAUAAUGUUUGCAGACGUCGUUAAGCUCUGCCAAAUCAUUAAGGGUCCGCAUGAUCAGAGAUCCCUUCAAGAUGAUCUGCACCGACUGCAAGCGUGGUCGAAGAAAUGGAUUCUGGAUUUCAAUGUGGAGAAGUGUGCCGUCCUUCAUCUGCGUCCAACCAACUCUCAUUCAAAUGAGAGUCUGAGGACUUAUCACCUGAAAGAUAUAAGGCUCCCCGCAGAAUCUUCACAGAAGGAUCUCGGAGUUUGGAUACAGAACAACCUGAAACCAACACUGCAGUGUCACAAGGCUGCAAAAAACGCCAUGGGAGUGCUGCAUGCAAUAAAAAGGGCUUUCGUAAAUUUUGACCAAGACCUUUUUGGGGGAGUUUACGGCACAUUUGUUCGGCCCCACUUAGAAUAUGGCAUACAAGCAUGGCGGCCAUGGCUGGUAAAAUACCAAGAAUGCCUCGAACGGGUACAACGGCGUGCAACAAAGCUGGUAAACGGUCUAAAAAGCCAAUCCUACACAGACAGACUGAAUUGCCUUAAUUUAUUCCCUCUGUGUUACAGGCAGCAAAGAGGUGAUCUUAUCCUCGUCUACAAGAUAAUACAUGGCCUUGAGUAUGGGCUUAAAUUUGAGGACAUGUUUCAGUGGCACCUUUCACCCAAUCUUCGUGGUCACUCGAUGAAGUUACGGACAACAAUGUCCAGGCUGAAUCUUCGUUCUGAAUUUUUCACGCAGAGGGUAGUGGAGAAACGGAACGAUCUCCCUCAGUCAGUCGUGGAGGCUACAUCCCUGCAACUCUUCAAGAAACGCUUGGAUGAUUAUUUGUGUCCCCUGUUUUCCCUCGACGGUCUGAAUCUGAACUAA
Messenger RNA from Spirometra erinaceieuropaei, 1278 nucleotides. Lineage: Eukaryota; Metazoa; Platyhelminthes; Cestoda; Diphyllobothriidea; Diphyllobothriidae. The record is from the annotation of a GenBank genome assembly.